AGCCCCUCUCCCUACCUUAUACACGACACUCACCCGCAACCACCAAAAUGUACGACCCGAAAAUCGGCGACCCUCUCUCCGCCCUCGACACCCCGUCGAUGAUUGUCGACCUGGACUUAAUGGAAUCCAACAUCCACAAACUCUUCUCCACCCUCCUCCCGACAGGCCGCAACAUCCGUCCGCACCUCAAAACCACCAAAAGCGCCGCCCUCGCCCGCAAACUCGUCGCCGCCGGCGCCAAGGGCUGCUGCGUGGCCAAAGUGUCCGAAGCGGAAGCGAUCACCGCCGCCGGCUUCGACGACAUCCUGAUCACGUGCGAGAUCAUCGGGGCCCCGAAGGUGCAGCGGCUGGUGGAACUGGUGAAAAAGCACCCGGGGAUCCGGAUCGUGGUGGACAGCGCGGUUGGCGCGACGGCCAUCGAUGCGGCGCUCGGAAAAGCGGGUGUGACCACGGCUUUGGCGGUGCUCAUAGACUUGGACGUUGGACUGCACCGCACGGGGGUGGCGGAUACGGCUGCGGCGUUGGCGCUGGCGAGACACAUUGCCGAUAACCUCAAGAAUCUGAGGUUGAUCGGGGUGCAGGGGUAUGAGGGCCACUUGCAGCAUUUGCACAGUCGGGAGAAGCGGAAGAUGGAGUGUCUGGCCUCGAUGGCGAUCUUGACUGGCACGGCGGAGGCGCUGCGCAAGGACGGACACCAGAUUGAGGUGGUCACGACGGGGGGCACGGGCACCGCGGAGUUCUGUGCCUCUGUGUCUGGGGUGACGGAGCUGCAGCCGGGGUCGUUUAUCUUCAUGGAUACGGAUUACCGCAACGCGGUGGGCGGGUUCUAUGCGAAUAGUCUGACGAUCUUGUCGACGGUGAUCAGUCGGCAGGGGGAGCGGCAGAUCACUAUUGAUGCUGGGUUGAAGUCGUUGACGACCGACAGUGGGCUGGCGGAGUGUAAGGAUGCGAAGUACGCCCAUCUGAAUCUCGGGGAUGAGCACGGGGCUUUGAGUUGGGAAGCAGGCACCACCGACUUGCAGAUUGGUGAUCGGGUGGAGAUGGUCCCCAGCCAUAUUGAUCCAACGAUCAAUCUGCAUGACUUUUACUAUGCGCAUCGGAAUGGGGUGAUUGAGGAGAUCUGGUCGGUGGACUCGAGGGGCAAGGUCCAGUAGAUGGGAAUUCUCUUCACGGGCUCUUCGCACCAUUCCGAAGAUCAUAAUGCAGCAACGAAUGCC
Aspergillus aculeatinus CBS 121060 is the source of this 1217-nucleotide messenger RNA. Its product is annotated as DSD1 family PLP-dependent enzyme. Gene Ontology annotation, molecular function: D-serine ammonia-lyase activity. NCBI's taxonomy places the organism in Eukaryota, Fungi, Ascomycota, Eurotiomycetes, Eurotiales, Aspergillaceae. The record is from RefSeq and is a predicted model, not a curated record. The transcript has a single exon. Gene Ontology annotation, biological process: D-serine catabolic process. Bases 48 to 1154 code for a protein of 368 amino acids.